UAAUAUUUGACAGGCUUGGACCUGUUGCAACUUGUUGAUGUUGUUUAUAAAAAAAAAAUUGAUACUGAUAAUAAAAUAUAGCUGUAUUAAUAAAAAUAAAUCAUAUAAUUGAAGAAAGUAGUGAAUAUAGUAGUGAUGACACAAACACAAGUGGAAAUGAUAUACAAAAAAAAAUUAAAAAAAGUUGUGAUAUAAACAAAUGUGUUGAUGAAAUAAGUGGUAAAAUAAACAGUGUAUCACAAAGAACACUUGAUAAUGUUCAAGAAGAUGGUGAUGAUAGUAAUGACAGUUCACAAAGAACACUUGAUAAUAUUCAAGAAGAUGAUGAUAAUGAUGACAGUACACCACAAGAAAUAAUAGAUGAAGUUGAAAUGAUUAAAAUUAAAUUAUUACCAACAAUUUCAAGAGAAAAAUAUGAUGUUGAAUAUAAGAAAUUUUUAUCAUGGAAAAAUAAACAAAAAAAUGGUAAAAUAAAUGAAAAUUAUUUAUUAAUUUAUUCCAAAGAAUUAAAAGUAUCAUUUGCAUCAUCAAGCUUGUGGAGUAAAUAUUCCAUGUUAAGAUCCACAAUACAAACAUAUGAUGGUAUUGACACAUCAUCAUAUAAUUUAUUGAAAAUGUUUUUAAAGAAGUCAACAACUAAUCUACGAGUUAAAAAAUCUAAACAAUUUUCUGCACCGGAUAUUGAAAAAUUUUUACUGUCAGCACCAGAUAGUGAAUACCUAGCAAUGAAAGUUGCCAUGAUAUUUGGCAUUUGUGGUGGAUUAAGAAGAGCAGAGCUGACAGAAUUAAAAGUAUCUGACAUUAAAAAAGAAGAAGGUAUAAUAGUGGUCAACAUCGUUAAAAAAAAAAACAAAGCUCCUCAAUUAUUUACAAUACAUGAUGAGUUUGUGAAUUAUGUUGAUAAAUAUCUGGAAUUAAGACCUGAUAAUGCAACAAGUGAACGUUUUUUUUUUAAAUAUAACAAAGGGAAAUGUGCAAACCAAAAUAUUGGUAUAAAUACGUUUGGUAAAAUGCCACAUUUAAUAGCAAAAUAUUUAAAACUCAAAGAUCCAGGUUGUUAUACUGGGCAUUCGUUUCGACGAACUGAUGCUACACUUUAUACUGAUGCUGGAGCUGACAUUUCAAUGCUGAAAAGACAGUUCAAAUGGAAAUCUGACAGUGUAGCAAUGGGAUAUGUGGAAGACUCAAUUCCACAAAAAUUAAAAGCUGGUAAAAUGAUCACUGGUAAUAUUAAUUUGAAUAAAAAAAGAAGUAGCUCAUUUGAAACACCAUGUGUUAAAAAAGUACACCGAGAAAAUCGUAAAAAUAUCAACAGCAUUGCAAACACUGGUUCUGGAUCAAUUGAUUAUAAUAAUAUUACCAAUUAUGGUGCAUCUACAUAAAAAAAAAAGAUCAAAUUAAUACAAUAAAUUCACAAUCAGCUGAUGAAGAAACACCAGAACCAAAUAGUGUUAAAUCAAACAAUAAUAAAAGCAAGAGAAACAAUGUCACAGUUAUAUACCAUUUACAUAACUGCACAAAUUUAUCAUUCAGAGCAAAAAUAAAACAUCUGAGCCCCUCUCAAAAUGCCUUACCCGGGAUUAUAAUAAUAAGUACUAUUUUUUUAUAGUUCUUGAGGAUACAAGAAUACGUUUUCGUUGUUUUUUGAAAAUUUCGAUUAUUUUAAUUGUUAUUAAUAAAUGAAUUUUUUGCUAGUGUUAAUUGAAAAAAAUGAUAUCUAUUGAUCUGCUAGAAGGAAAUAAAUAAUUUUUAUACAGAAUAUUGAAAAUGAACCGAUCUUUUUAAAAAAAAUAAAAUAAUAAAUUUAAAUCAAAAA
Molecule: messenger RNA, 1816 nt
Organism: Aphidius gifuensis
Lineage: Eukaryota; Metazoa; Arthropoda; Insecta; Hymenoptera; Braconidae
Exons: 2
Coding region: 372-1382 (336 amino acids)
Biological process (GO): DNA recombination; DNA integration
Molecular function (GO): DNA binding
Source: RefSeq, a predicted model, not a curated record